GUUUACUGCUUGAAACCUAAGAGGACACAAGGGUUAAGAGAUAAGGAGCUGUUGCAGAUAUUGGAAGUGAAGGUAUCUGUCUCUGUAAUCACUAAGGCUGUGUGGGUAUCAUGGUUACCUCCUCCUAAUGGGAUAUUGAAGUUAAAUGUUGAUGGAGCUGGUAAUCCUG
This is a messenger RNA of Ilex paraguariensis (yerba mate), 169 nucleotides long. The record is from the annotation of a GenBank genome assembly. NCBI's taxonomy places the organism in Eukaryota, Viridiplantae, Streptophyta, Magnoliopsida, Aquifoliales, Aquifoliaceae.